AUGGAUGGACUUAGCUGUCAAGUCCCAAAUCUGUCAGGGGGAAGUGUAUCCCCUUCGGUGCCAAUGCUCCUAGCCACUGAUGAGGAAUGUGACCGCCUAAGAAUGGCUAUGGUCGUUAGUCAGGAUGCUGCUGUCGUCCAUUCUUUGCUGGAAUUCUGCCUUCCUACAGAAGAAGAGAAGGUUAGAUUUUUGACUACGCAAUUUCGCUGA
This is a messenger RNA of Protopolystoma xenopodis, 210 nucleotides long. Lineage: Eukaryota; Metazoa; Platyhelminthes; Monogenea; Polystomatidea; Polystomatidae. The record is from the annotation of a GenBank genome assembly.